Molecule: messenger RNA, 2157 nt
Organism: Lolium perenne
Lineage: Eukaryota; Viridiplantae; Streptophyta; Magnoliopsida; Poales; Poaceae
Source: RefSeq, a predicted model, not a curated record
UCUGUCGGAGCGGAAGGGAAAGCCAGUUCAAAAUAUUUCGAACACACCAUUCUCCAACGGCAACUCCCCCCACCUCCCCACUUUCCCCAUCUCGCAAGUUUCCAUCAACCCCAGCACCGCCCGCUCCCCCGCAUCUCCUCUCCGCCAUUCCCAUCCAUCCACCGCCCGCUCCUCGACCUCCUCCUCCCUCCCCGUACGCCGCGGCCAUGGAUCCCCACCCCACCCCCUUCCGAGCGAAGCGGCGGCCGGCCGCCGCGCCGGCCAAGAGCGCGGCGCCGCCGAAGCCCAAGACCGUCGCCACCGCGCGCGGGAAGACUGUGGCCAAGAAGUCCUCGCCCGCCGGCGUCUCCGCGCCGGCCGCUCCCCAGCCACGGACACGGCGCGUUUUUGGCACCGUCCGGAGCAGCAACUCGCUGGCUGAGAAGCAGGCGCCUGCAAAGGUGUCGCCGCCCCCUCCGCAGAAGCCUGUGAAGGCGUCGCCGCCGCCGCCGCCCGCGCAGAAGCCUUCGAAGCAGUCACCCCCGAAUCCGACCAGGGCGGCCAGGCCGUCUCGUCCCGCAGCAAAGCCCCUGAAGAAAGCUCUCCCAGGCCCGGACCCGGACGCGAAACCCAAGAAGAAGAGCCACAAGGUGAGCUUCCAGGAUGACCCGGCGGCCGCCCCGGCCCCUGGAAGCGGGAACAAGGUCAACAAGGCUUCCACCGAAGACGCCACUGCUGGGCACACCCCGAUGGUGCGUGUGAAGGCCCUGGAGAAGGGGCCGGCCAAGGUUGCGGUUCCGGAGACGCCCUUCUUUAGCGCUCAGAACUGCAGCAGCUGCACGCUUCACCCGCUCGAGUCUGCCGACUACUGGCUGGCGCACAUCCGUCUCGCCGAGUCUGUUGGCAAGCACGGUGUCUCUGCGGCCUUCUUUCGCCUUGCGUUUGAAUGCCAAGCUCAGCCAUUACACAGGAUCCAGGGUGAGCUCAGGAACUACGUGGUCCGCCAUGAGAGUGCUAGCACUCUGACCCCUCUAUUUGACGAGCUUAGCCUUGCCCAUGGCAUGGCCGUCAACCAGCCAAAGUUUGACAUUGAUGCGUCUGAAAAGUUGGAUACACUUGAGACAGUUGACAGCAAGCUUGAUGCUCUCACACUUGUGCAUGAAUGCUCGGAUUGUGAUUGUGCUGGUGAAGUUGACAUGGUAGAAGUAAAUGUUGUCAAACAAGGAGAGGAACAAACAGAUCAACCGAGCUUUGAAAGGAAGCUCGAUGAAAGUUUUGAAUUUGAUGAUUGUGAAGCUGUCAUUGUAGACCGGCUAGUGAAAAAGCAUUCUGUUCUCGAAAAGGAUGUUGGUGUGGAGGUUCCUUGUGAGGAUGAAAUCAUCCAAUCAGCCUGCCGCUCCUCCAUCAAUAAGUUGAGCUCGAAGGAAUCCCCUGCAGCAAGUGGAUCGCCUGAAAGACGGCUCUCAUCACAGAGCCAUUUAGAUAAACUGUCCCCCUCUGCAAGGAGGUUAUCUGCAAAGCGCUUAUCAUCCGGUAGCCCUUUUGACAAGAAGUCUCCGUAUGGCAGUGCCACACUGAAGAGACUCACUUCCAGUUGCCCUUCUUACAAGAAGUCCUCCACCAGAGGGCAGUCUUCAAAGAGGAUGGCAUCGGGUGGCUGCUCUGAUGGGGAGCAUAAUGGUACAGCUGGAGCUGGUGAUUCGAGUAAAGUGAUUCAAGAAGGCGAAUCUGGCUGCUAUGCCUUAGUUGAACCGCUGGAACUGAAAGAACAUGGGGAGCAUGCUGCAGUUGGUGAGAUCCAUUAGCUGCAGGAGCUGGAGUCACGACAACCCCAAUGAGCUUUGUUAAUAUGAAGUUAAAUGGUUGUUAGCUUGAUUUGGUGUGUAUGCUGUGGGUUAGCUAGUUUGGAGCUCCCACUUGCUUAGUUUGCUCUGCUUUUUUAUGGGUAAUGAUCAUCGUACUGUGAUGAUCUUUGUGGGCUUUUCAGUCUUACUUAGUGUUUACAGCGUGUGUUUGCUUAGCAUAAUGGUUCGAGUGGUGUGGUCUUGUUGGUUGAUAUGGAUAUCAACCAGACCUUUGGGUUUCAUGUUGACAUGAAGGUCGUAAGCAGAGUUCUGCCUAUGGCCGUGUGAAUACUCUCUCUUGAUAUAUCAUGAACUAGUCGUGUCAAUUGAUGAA